UCAGCAAGACAGUUAUUAUAGUUGUUCAAGCGACGCCUCCAAUGCCAUUUAAACGUAUCAGACGAAAUGUGGGAAAAUCCGACAUUUAAUCGCUGAGGGAUAUUAUCGAGGGUUUUCCGGGGUCACGCCGUUGCUCUCUGCCAGAAGAUAGAUAUAACACCAGUAGUGGCCUCGCCUUUAGCCGGAGUGGACUGUACUGUAGUGAGGCUGCAGUGAGACGAAGACGUCGGCGUCAACUGUGGUCAACAAUUAUCUCAAUAUGUCUGUGUUGCUAAAGUUGGUGGUGUUCACCAUUGUGUUGUUCUCAACAGGACUCUCUGCCCCAGUGAACGAGGACGGUUCGAUAGACGAAGACGACAUUGACAUUACAAUGCAUCUCUCGAAUUUCGGGUACCUUCCCAAGAUUGAUCCUCAGAGACCCCAACUUAUCUCAAAUAAUCAGCUAUCUAAUGCUAUAAGAGACUAUCAAGAGUAUAUGGGACUAGAAGUUACUGGGAAGCUAGAUUCCCAAACAAAGAAGCAGAUGGCCAGACCGAGGUGUGGAAUUCAAGACAGAGUCCCUCCGGGUCCAAAUGGCCUCAGCAACUUCAAACUUGGAGGAAGUAGGUGGAAAAAAAGAACUCUGUCAUACAAGAUCACCAAGUACCCCAGUAAUUUCCCAAGGGGUGAUACAGACAAGACGAUGCAGGCUGCUUUUGACAUCUGGUCCAGAGUCACUCCGCUAAGAUUCGUGAAAAAAGGCCAAAACGCUCGAGUCCACAUUGAGAUUAGGUUUGAGAAAGGAAGUCAUGGAGAUGAUGCGGCGUUCGAUGGGCCUGGGCAGACGCUAGCGCACGCCUACUACCCCAUAGCCAGCAGAUGGGGUGGAGACGCUCACUUUGAUGACACUGAGCGGUGGACUAUAAACUCUGCACAGGGGACGAACCUUUUGCAAACUGCUGCGCAUGAAAUUGGCCACUCUUUGGGACUCGACCACUCAAACAUCGUGGGUGCUCUCAUGUUCCCUACACUUAAUAGCUAUCAACCCAACUUCGAACUUCAUGAGGAUGACAUUAAAGCUAUCCAGAGACUCUACCCAAGAUAAUAUCCCUGAUUUUGGCUGACGUCUGCACCAAAGGCGAUAGACCAGAACAAUCGAUACUAUGCUUUUAAAUCAAUGUAUUUAGAUUGUACUCCUGGUUUUGGAUCUUACAUUUCUGUAAUUGUUAUUAUUACUUGUUUUACUUGACGACUAUCUGUGAUUUAUUAUAUAUAGAUACUAGUUUUUACUCUCCUUUAUUAAAUUAAAGUGGGUCUUUUUUAUAUGUGU
This is a messenger RNA of Macrosteles quadrilineatus (aster leafhopper), 1309 nucleotides long. Its product is annotated as interstitial collagenase-like. Gene Ontology annotation, cellular component: extracellular matrix. Gene Ontology annotation, biological process: collagen catabolic process; extracellular matrix organization; proteolysis. Gene Ontology annotation, molecular function: metalloendopeptidase activity; zinc ion binding. The record is from RefSeq and is a predicted model, not a curated record. The transcript is spliced from 7 exons. The coding region runs from base 260 to 1084 and encodes 274 amino acids. Lineage: Eukaryota; Metazoa; Arthropoda; Insecta; Hemiptera; Cicadellidae.